Molecule: messenger RNA, 762 nt
Organism: Kwoniella botswanensis
Lineage: Eukaryota; Fungi; Basidiomycota; Tremellomycetes; Tremellales; Cryptococcaceae
Exons: 6
Coding region: 1-762 (253 amino acids)
Molecular function (GO): acyltransferase activity, transferring groups other than amino-acyl groups
Source: RefSeq, a predicted model, not a curated record
AUGGACUCUCGUCGAUCAUCUCGGGAUGCCGUUCUGCUUUCAGAGCCACUUGCCACUGAAGCUACUCACAUCUUACGAGAGAUUACUAUACCUACCAAGGACGAAGCCAAAAGGAUCUUGUCAAUUAUAACCCAAUCUUAUCAGGAUAUUCCAUCCGAUAAAUGGUUAUAUGACGGUAAACCCGAGGCAGAACGAUCUUCGUUACUCUACUUUUUCGGACCGCAAUACGAUGAUACCAUCGAUCUUCACGGCAAAAGUGGCCCUGUUAGCAGUCAAGCAGGCUGUGAGAUCUGGACAAGCAGUGAUCUCAAAAGAGAGAUUCAAAGCGUUAUGGCUUAUAAGUUGCCUCAUAAGGUUUACGAGGCUCAAGAAAUCAGGCACGUCUAUGCCGAAAGAUUGUGGGAAGACCUUCCGGAAGAUAAAGUAAACUGGCUGAGGGAUGAGUCAGGGGAUGCAUCUGAUGAAUUAAGAGCGACCCUCGAGUUCAGUCCUGAAGACUCGGUCGAAGUACAAUUCCUCUUUACGGACCCAUCAAGUCGGAGCCAAGGACAUGGAACAAAGUUGAUCGAGAAGAUGAAAGAGAUCUCAGAGCGGAAUGGGCUUCCCUUCUGGUUGUCUGCUCAUAAUGAUGGUGCCCGAAGUUUUUACGAAGUUAAAGGAGGCUUGAAACGAGGAUCAACAGUAGAACUACCAUUCGGUCAAGGAAAAUCGUCCGACAUGACUGCUUUUACCCACAUUCCCCAACCCGAAAAACAUCUGUAG